This is a messenger RNA of Trichomonas vaginalis G3, 894 nucleotides long. RefSeq names its product aminophospholipid transmembrane transporter protein. The record is from RefSeq and is a predicted model, not a curated record. The coding region runs from base 1 to 894 and encodes 297 amino acids. NCBI's taxonomy places the organism in Eukaryota, Parabasalia, Trichomonadida, Trichomonadidae. Gene Ontology annotation, cellular component: Golgi apparatus; plasma membrane; endoplasmic reticulum. The transcript has a single exon.
AUGCUCACGCCAGCAAGGAUGAUAGUGACUCUUGGAGUUAUUGCUAUCAUUUCAUUUAUUUGCGGCCCGUUAUUUUUAGUUUUAACUAUAGACGUACCGCUUUUCGAAAAAAGAUAUGAUGACGCAUGCACAAUCGGAAAUGUAUGCAAUAUCAACUUUCAAAUAGAAGCGAAAAUCAGAGGCGAUAUUCGAAUUAAAUAUAAAUUAACAAAUUUUCAUCAAAAUCAUAAUCAGUUUAUGAAAUCAAGAAAUAUAGAUCAAUUACGAGGAAAAUACGUUGAUUUCUCAGACAUGUAUGAAUGCAAACCUUUAAGAUCAAGAGAUGAUUCGGAGUCAGAAUCAGAUUGGAUACUUCCAUGCGGUCUAUCUGCAGUUUCAAUCUUUAACGAUACAUUUACUAUUAAAUCAGAAGAUCCUGGUUUCUCAGAAACAGGAAUUACAGAUCAAUACGAAGUCGAUUCAAUAUAUAAACCACUAAAUAGUAAAUAUGCUACAGGAAACAAAUGGCUAGAAAAUAAUACGUUAUUUCCUGGUGCUCAGACAAACGAACAUUUUAUUGAAUGGAUGAGAGCUUCAGCUACUCCAACGAUUGUCAAAACUUAUUCAAUAUGUAGAAGUUGUGAGCUUCAGACAGGAAAUUUCACAAUACAAAUCAAAAAUAAUUAUCCGGCUUCUUUUUUUGACGGAAAGAAAUAUAUUAUAUUAGAAAAGGACUCAUUAUUAGGCUUAAAGAACACAUUUCUUGGCAUUCUAUUUGUUGUUAUUGCCAUUUUCUGCACAAUUUGCCUAAUUUUAAUACUUUUAUUGAAAAUAUUUUAUCCAAGAAAGCUCGGAGAUCAAGCAAUUAUAAAUGAGAUGAUUGAACGCAACAAAGCUUUAGCUUUUCCACAUUAA